AUGCACGAUCGAUCUUUCGACGUUGUUCAAAAAAAUUCUUAUUAUUCAGCCGACAUACAUUACGCUCUUCAGAUGUGCCAAUGGGCUCUAAAACCCAUAGGCAUAUGGCCUCUCGUCAACAAUCGUGCUACCAGAUUAGAACAGCUCGUUUCCAUAGCUCUGUUAACAUUCUGCUAUUCAGUAUUGCUCUUCAUCCUGAUUCCAUCCGGUCGUUUCAUCUUCUUCGAGGGAUCCAUCAGCACAAAAGUGGGACUGUUUGGUCCAGUCGGCUUCUGUCUAUCGUCCACGAUUAAGUAUAUUUGUCUUAUCCUAAAAAGGACAGACAUUGAACGUUGCAUCGAGCAUGUAGAACGAGACUGGAGAACGGUGCAAAAUCAAACUCAUCGUUCCAUCAUGUUGAAGUGCUCAGCGUUUAGCAGAAAUCUCAUCACUCUCUGCGCUAUUUUCCUGUUUAGCGGUGGUAUAUCGUAUCACACCAUAAUGCAAUUUUUAUCUAAAGACAAAAGACGAAACAACGCCACUAUCAAACCAUUGGCUUAUCCUGGUUACGAUGCGUUCUUCAACUCUCAAUCUACUCCAGCAUACGAGAUCGUGUUCUGCGUUCACUUUGUUACUGCAAUGAUUAUGUAUACAGUUACUACUGGUGCAUACAGUUUGCUUGCAAUAUUUAUUACACAUAUAUCUGGACAAAUUCAGAUACAAUUAAAAAGGUUGGAAGGGUUGACGAACGAGAAACCGGAGAAAGAUGGUCAUCGUAACUUUUUGGCCACUAUCGUUUAUAAUCACGUAGAGAUUUUGAGGUUCUCGAAGAUCGUUCAGGAAGCUUUGAAAGAGAUUUGUCUAACGGAAGUUGUGGAAUGCACGAUGAUUAUGUGCAUGCUAGAGUAUUACUGUAUAAUGUCGUGGAGAGCAGGCGAUAUGGUGAAGGUAAUGACGUAUCUCACUUUGUUAAUUUCCUUCACUUUUAAUAUAUUUAUAUUCUGCUAUAUAGGGGAGGUUUUAACUGAACAGUGUAGUCAAAUCGGUACUCUCUCCUAUGAAAUUGAUUGGUACAAUCUACCUGCAAAGAAAGCUCACGAUCUCAUCUUGCUAAACGUCAUAUCGCAAAAUCCACCAAAAUUGACCGCUGAGAAAGUAAUCGAGUUAUCAUUGAACACGUUCACCGUUGUAGUGAAAACAUCUGUAGUUUACAUGAAUUUACUUCGAACAGUUACAGACUGA
Osmia lignaria (orchard mason bee) is the source of this 1221-nucleotide messenger RNA. Its product is annotated as odorant receptor 13a-like. Gene Ontology annotation, biological process: detection of chemical stimulus involved in sensory perception of smell; sensory perception of smell. Lineage: Eukaryota; Metazoa; Arthropoda; Insecta; Hymenoptera; Megachilidae. The record is from RefSeq and is a predicted model, not a curated record. Gene Ontology annotation, cellular component: plasma membrane. Gene Ontology annotation, molecular function: odorant binding; olfactory receptor activity.